UUGGUAACUUACAUUAUAAUUUAUUUUAAAUAUUCAAUUUUAUUUUAUUUAUAUGAUUGAUUUUUAUAAAAUUAUUCAAAAUUUUUGUUUCAUAGUCCACCGGUUAAUGUCAUAAUUAAUUAAUACCUAUAUUAAAAAUGUCCAAACAAAUAGAUGACGUUACUGUGGAAAAUGAUUAACUUUGACAUCAUCAAUGAGAUAAGAGAUCUUGACAUGAAAAGAAGAUCGAUUAUUCAUAAAAAAAUUGAUCGCUUGAAAAAGUAGAAGGAUGAAACGUUAUCAGGUGACCACCAUGUGUUAUAAUGGUAACAUACUUUGUUAGAUUGGACAAUUAUAAUUGUGGUAAAAUGGAUCGAUUUUCUCUGCUACCUUUAUGUUUCAUGAUAUACACAUCGACCGUAGUUAGAAACGUAUAUCGAACCAAUGGCAAGGUAAACUUUACAUCCAGUGUGUCGCGGUUCGCAUUACCUUAACGUUGUUAUACGAAAGUAAAAUCUUUCUUAUAAAAAAAAAAGUGUAUCAUUUGAUUAUUUAUAGUAAAUAUAGAAUAAAUUAUAUAAUCAUUAUGGAAAUUAAAUGACAUACACCAGGAUAUAUGUAACUACGAAAAAUAUAUGAAAGUGUAACCGAUCGAAAAAUGAUGCAUAAAACGUAAGUCUUUAUUGAUUAAAUCAUUGAAACGUUAAAUUGGUCAAAGUCUGUCAGAAAAAGUCCAGGUGCAAUUACCUCUACACUACUAUUAUAUUAAACAUGAAGUGGCGGAAGGGGUCUAACGAUUUUUUUCCGGAGAAAACCUUUCUUAUUAUCAAAAAUAACCUAGAAUCACUUACAGCUAAAAAACAUUGUCGACGAAUUAAAUCAAAAUCUGCAGCAGACACAGGAACGUGGCCUCCAAAAGUAAAGAAACUCUGUCCUUAUAAUGUUGAAGAACGACCAAAGACUGCAAACUUGGAAAAGCCAAGUGUCCUCGACCCCAGUUUAGUUAAUAAAUUAGAUAUGUCUUUACUAAGUAAGGAGUUAUUGUGCGAUUCUAUGACGCGCAUUCAGCUUGGUGGACGUAAUGUAGGUGGGGAAGCAUCAUCGAAUAAUUAUAGGAGUGUACCAUCAAGCAUUGUUGAGAGUAAAACAUUUGUUCUUCGUCAGAAGCGUCAAAAUUCCGAGCAUUCAGUGACUUCUGAACAGUUUAGUAAAGAACCACAACUAGAACCCGUGAUCAUGAAAAAACAGUUACCGCUGAGCCCUUCGAUUUCUAACGAUCGUAAUAAAAAAGUCGAUAUCAAUAAAAAGCUCGAUGACAAUAAUAAUAAAAAUCCUACUCACGGGAUCAGUAAGCCAAUCGGAUCAUUGUCAACUGUAAAAAUAUCAAAAUCAUUUAGAGCAGCUCUACCUGAUGAAAUUGAAGUUUUCACCAACUCCACUACUAAAAUAGUGCCUGAACCGUGUAAAACUUGUGGUCGUCCUGAUCAGCCGGAAAGAUUUCACAGUCAUCCCAAAAGUGCUCUACCUGUUAAAGGUUCUAUUAAGGAUGUGGUGAAUCCUAAUAAACCUAAAGAUAAAGAUUUAAAGAAGAAUAUACAGAAACCAGUUGCAUUAAAUUUCCGAAGUGAAAAGAAUAAAAAUAAAAUAAAAGAAUCGGAAAUAGAAAUAAAUAAAAAAGCAGGAGCUAUUGCUGAUGAAGUCAUUCAACUAUCGAGACCGUCAUCGACGAAAAAAGGUCCGCGAACUGUCAUGUGUUACAUUUGUAGUAGAGAAUUUGGUACAGCUAGCUUCCCAAUUCAUGAGCCCCAUUGCCUACAGAAAUGGGAACGUGAAAAUAAUUCUUUACCACCUUCCCAACGCCGGCCACCACCUCAGCGACCAACUGUGGAUUUUGAUGACUACCAAUGGAAUAAUGCAGCUUGGGAAUUGUCUCAAACUCAAUUGCUUCCCUGCUGGAAGUGCGGAAGAACAUUUUUACCAGAUCGGUUACCUGUUCAUCAAAAAAGCUGCAAGGCUACACCCAAGAAUUCAUCAGCUUUAGACAAAUCAGACAGGUCUGAAAGAACAAGAAAUACAACUAGCCGAUUGAAUUUAUCGACAGUUUUUUGCCCAAGAUGCGGACGAACUUUUACUGUGAAGAGCUUGGAAACACAUGAAACGCAAUGUUUAAAACGUUGGCAGGUGGAUCAGAAAAUAAAAGAAGAACAAAAAGAACCUAUCAUGAGUCCAAGGGAUUCUCAAAAACGGAUAGUGAAUUGCUAUAUUUGCGGUCGAGAAUAUGGAUCAGCAGGUAUUGAUAUUCACGAACCACAAUGUUUAAAAAAAUGGAAUGCAGAAAAUCUAAAAUUACCAUUAAAUCAACGAAUGCCUGAACCUCAAAAACCGGAAAUCGUUUUGAUCGAGACAUCGACAUCAGGAAGUCCUGUAAUAGAUUGGGCAGCAACUAGUGAAGCACGAUGGAAAUCCCAUUUAGGUCAAUUAGUACCAUGUAAAAAUUGCAAAAGGACAUUUAAUCCUGAUCGUGUUGCUGUUCACGAACGUACUUGCAAAGGAACUCGUUAAAGGAUAUUGUUGUAUCCUAAAUAAGGGUGUUGUACAAAGAUUGCGACUGAAAUUAAAUCAACUGUCUAUUAACUUUGUAUUGAAUUAAUCAGUUAGCAAUACUAAUUAGUUAAAAGCAUUAAAUAAAAUUAACAAUUAUUAGCAAAAAUUAGACGGUAUUAAUAAAGGAGCCUGUAAUAUUUGAACUUUCAUACACUUUGGUUCCUCUUAGCACAUAAUAUCAACUUUUAACUUAUGCUAUUGCUAUACUGAAAGAUGUUCUUAAUAUAAUUAUAUUAUACAUACAUAUAUAUAUAUAUAUAUUUUCUAAUUUAUAUAAUUACUAGAUGAGUGAAAAUUAAUUUUUUAUCAUCGAAAGAAUUAAUAAUAGCU
Molecule: messenger RNA, 2913 nt
Organism: Chelonus insularis
Lineage: Eukaryota; Metazoa; Arthropoda; Insecta; Hymenoptera; Braconidae
Product: zinc finger protein 474-like
Exons: 8
Coding region: 751-2541 (596 amino acids)
Source: RefSeq, a predicted model, not a curated record